Messenger RNA from Melozone crissalis (California towhee), 1824 nucleotides. It is a transcript of the gene PLPP3, whose product is annotated as phospholipid phosphatase 3. Gene Ontology annotation, biological process: phospholipid dephosphorylation; canonical Wnt signaling pathway; phospholipid metabolic process. The record is from RefSeq and is a predicted model, not a curated record. Lineage: Eukaryota; Metazoa; Chordata; Aves; Passeriformes; Passerellidae. The transcript has 6 exons. The coding region runs from base 32 to 973 and encodes 313 amino acids. Gene Ontology annotation, molecular function: phosphatidate phosphatase activity.
CACGGCUCGUCCCGGGCGCUCGCCCCCGAUAAUGCAGAGCUACAAGUACGACAAGGCGAUCCCGCCGGAGAGCAAGAAUGGGGGCAGCCCGGCGCUCAACAACAACCCGGCCAAGAGCAGCAGCAAGAAAGCCCUGCUCAUCUGCCUCGACUGCCUCUGCCUCGUCAUGGCCGGGUUGCCUUUCCUUAUCAUUGAGACAAGCACAAUCCAGCCCUACCAGAGGGGCUUCUACUGCGACGACGACAGCAUCAGGUACCCGCAGAAGAACGUGGAAACCAUCAACGACGCGGUGCUGUGUGCUGCAGGCAUCCUCAUCGCCAUCCUCGCGAUUAUAACGGGAGAGCUCUACCGCAUCCACUACCUGAAGGAGAAAUCCCGCUCCUUCAUCCAGAACCCCUACGUGGCAGCUCUCUACAAGCAAGUGGGCUGCUUUGUUUUUGGCUGUGCCAUCAGCCAGUCCUUCACAGACAUUGCCAAAGUGUCCGUCGGGCGCUUGCGGCCGCAUUUCCUGGCGGUUUGUGACUUGGAUUUCUCCACCAUCAACUGCGCCAAGGGAGUUUACAUCCAGAACUACACCUGCAGGGGAAGUGACAGCAGGGUGCAGGAAGCCAGGAAAUCCUUCUUCUCUGGGCACGCGUCCUUCUCCCUGUACACCAUGCUGUACUUGGUGUUCUAUCUGCAGGCCAGAUUCACGUGGAAGGGAGCCCGGCUGCUCCGUCCCCUGCUGCAGUUCACCCUGAUCAUGAUGGCCUUUUACACCGGGCUGUCCCGCGUCUCCGACCACAAGCACCACCCCACCGACGUGCUGGCAGGCUUUGCACAGGGAGCCCUGGUGGCUUACUGCGUGGUGUUUUACGUCUCAGAUCUCUUCAAGCCCAAGACAAAGACUUGCCUGCCUCCACCUCCCAUCCGGAAGGAGAUCCUUUCACCUGUGGACAUCAUUGAGAGGAAUAAUCAUCACAACAUGGUGUAGAACUUCAAGGAAUCAGAUGGGUGUUGUAUUUUAAACUUUUUUUUUUUUUUUAAAAAAAAGUGACUGCUGACAGCAACUACCUGCUGCUCUCAAAUCUCAUCAGACAGUAGAAUGUAGGGAGAGACUUUCUUGCCCGACCAGUAAAGUCUUACUCUGUGGUCUUUUCAACUUGCGACAUUUGGAUGAAAGGGGUGGUGGUGGUCAACUAAGGCAAAGGUGACAAUGAAAAAGGAGAAAAACAAAACCCACACUACACAAAAAGCCGAACAAACAAAGAGAGGUGCCGGAGUUCUGGAUGUGCAAUUGGUUUGAGUGUUCAUGUUGUAGUGAACGCCAAAUUGUUCCCAGCCCAGUGAACACUAAGGGAUUUUUGGAAAGCUGGCCAUCCUAGGUUUUUUUCUGACUAUGAAGAUUUCAAUGCCUGCGAGAAAAAAACCAACUCACGACUAAAUUGUAUAGCACUACGUAUGAGCAACAGCACUGAGUCAAGACCUGGGAUUGGUUUGUAAGAGUUGCUUUUUUCUCUUCUUGAUCCUAGUUUAUUUUUGCCUCCUCUCUUCCAUACUGUGACUUAAUUUAGAAGAAGCUUGCCCAGUCCAAGGUCUCCAAAGGGUCUCUGCUCUCUCUGCUCACACUACACGCCUUUAACGAGCGGCCCGAGACGUGCAGUGAGGCCGGAGCUCUCCUUCCUCCGCAUAGAGAAGCCACAUUUCCUCCUCCCUGCUCGCUCCCUGCCGAGGGCUCAUCCCACCCGAGCCUCCCUAAAUGAAAAGAGCAUCCUCCACUUCCCAGCCAUCCCAUUUCCCCCAGAGGAAAAUCCCAGCAGGUUCCAUGCACGGGAGCCGCGGGUU